CCCCACCCCCACCCCAUGCUGUUUCAGGCCUCUUCUCAUCUGCCUCAGCAGUUGAAGUUCACAACAUCCGAUUCCUGUGACCGGAUUAAAGAUGAAUUCCAGUUGCUCCAGGCACAGUAUCACAGCCUGAAGUUGGAAUGCGACAAGCUGGCCAGCGAAAAAUCGGAGAUGCAGCGCCAUUACGUGAUGUAUUACGAGAUGUCCUAUGGCCUCAACAUUGAAAUGCAUAAGCAGGCUGAAAUUGUCAAGCGGUUGAAUGGCAUUUGUGCUCAGGUUUUGCCGUAUCUUUCGCAAGAGCACCAACAGCAGGUCCUGGGCGCCAUUGAGCGAGCCAAGCAAGUGACCGCCCCAGAACUGAACUCCAUCAUUCGGCAGCAGCUUCAGGCUCAUCAGCUGUCCCAGCUCCAGGCCCUCGCCUUGCCCCUCACCCCGCUGUCCGUGGGCCUGCAGGCUCCCUCCCUCCCCGCCGUGAGCGCCAGCACCGGCCUGCUUUCCCUCUCUGCGCUGGGCUCCCAGGCCCACCUCUCCAAGGAAGACAAGAACGGGCACGACGGGGACGCCCACCAAGAGGACGACGGGGAGAAGUCGGAUUAGGCGGAUUUCGUCCGGUCGGGGGCAGAAGGCAGGGCAGGGCGAUCCGGGGAGCAGAAGAUGCUGUAUUUAAUCCAGUCCGGGGGUGGCGGGCAAGCAACAGCUGUUCCGUGGGGUGGGGGCGAAAAAAUAGUUGCAGCAAUAACCUUUUAGCCCCUCCCUCCUCCUCUUCCUGCCCCUCCCGCGUCACAGCCCCUUAGUGGACCAGGGUUGCAUGGACAGUCCCCAACAUCCCGAGUCAGUGACACUGCAUUUGUGCACGGGCAUAUGCGUGCAUGUGGGAGGUCAGGUGGGGAAGGGGCCUGACCCCCUCCCUUUCUAUCUCUCCCCCCCCUUUAAAUUAAUUCCAAAAGAGGGAGCUGGC
Messenger RNA from Python bivittatus (Burmese python), 955 nucleotides. NCBI's taxonomy places the organism in Eukaryota, Metazoa, Chordata, Lepidosauria, Squamata, Pythonidae. The record is from RefSeq and is a predicted model, not a curated record.